This is a messenger RNA of Pipistrellus kuhlii (Kuhl's pipistrelle), 1383 nucleotides long. It is a transcript of the gene IFI35, whose product is annotated as interferon induced protein 35. The record is from RefSeq and is a predicted model, not a curated record. Gene Ontology annotation, cellular component: nucleus. NCBI's taxonomy places the organism in Eukaryota, Metazoa, Chordata, Mammalia, Chiroptera, Vespertilionidae. Bases 333 to 1229 code for a protein of 298 amino acids. The transcript has 9 exons.
AAUGGGCAGGGACUUCCCAGAAAUGAAAGUGGAAGCAAAGAGCCCGCGGGCAGAACUGUUUGAGGUGCGGUUCAGGCUCUGCUACAGGAGAGAAGUCUCCUGAGAAGGUGGAAGCAAGGGCUCUGUUGGGUGGAUUCUGCCACAUCGUUUCCAGCUCCGAAGACUCAGCUCUUGCCAACCAGAUCCCAGACCAUGUCAGUGACUCCUGGUCCCAGACUCUGCUGAGCUCUGGAGAUACAGAGAAGACCAGGACGGAGUCCCAUCUCCCCACGCGAGCUCACACUUAGUUCUGGGCAGACCUUAUUUUCAGGCUUCCCAGCACCCAGUGGACUAUGCCAGCUAGCAACUGCUCCAACCCACAAACAAAGGCAUUCCACCGGAGGGGGAGCCUAUUACGCACCCUUCAGGAGGAGCAGGCCAGACUGAAGAUGAGGCUGCAGGAACUACAGGAGCUGAAAAGGGGGCUCAGGGACUCCCCCCAAGACAAGGUCCCAUUCCCAGUUCCUGAAGUCCCCCUGGUGUUCCGAGGACACAUUAAGGAGGACAUGGAAGGGCCCAAGUCUUUGGUCUCCAACCUGCAGAUCUCCUACCCUCUGUCUGGAGGCUCAGCUCUCGUCAUCUUUGAUGACCCCAAGGUGGCCAAGCAGGUGCUACGACAAAAGGAGCAUCAGAUCCAGAUGGAAGAGUGUCGGCUGCGGGUGCAGGUCCAGCCCGUGGAGCUACCCGUGGUGACAGCCAUCCAGGUGUCCAGCCAGAUGAGUAGCCAGAGAGUGCUGGUCAGUGGGUUUCCUGCGAAGCUCAAGCUGAGUGAGGAGGAGCUGCUGGACAAGGUGGAGCUCUUCUUUGGCAAGACCAAGAACGGGGGAGGAGAUGUGGAGACUCGGGAACUGCUGCAUGGGGGUGUCAUGCUGGGCUUCGCUGAGGAGGAAGUGGCCCAGAACCUGUGCCGGAUCGGCCAGUUCACCGUGCCUCUGGGUGGGCGGCAGUUCCCUCUGAAAGUCUCUCCCUACAUGAGUGGAGAGAUUCAGAAGGCAGAGAUCAAGUUCCAGCCAGUGCCACAGGCAGUGCUGGUGCUCAACAUUCCCGAUGUGCUGGAUGGCCCCGAGCUGCAGGAUGUGCUGCAGGUGCACUUCCAGAAGCCCACCCGUGGGGGAGGGGAGGUGGAGACCCUGACAGCCGUGCCCCCAGGAGAGCAACGCCUGGCGGUCUUCACCACCGAGUCCAGCUAGGAGCCUUUUCAUCGCCAUCCAGCCCUCUGCCAAGAUUCUCUAACCGGGCUGGGGUUGGGUGCGUGCGGAUGAUCAAGAUCCUGCUAGUCAACAAAGCGGGUCAGGACUCUGAGUUGUGAAACGCUGUCCCAGACAGUAAAAGUGCCUGCCUGGA